Molecule: messenger RNA, 1106 nt
Organism: Cokeromyces recurvatus
Lineage: Eukaryota; Fungi; Mucoromycota; Mucoromycetes; Mucorales; Mucoraceae
Product: transport protein particle subunit
Exons: 6
Coding region: 96-677 (193 amino acids)
Biological process (GO): intra-Golgi vesicle-mediated transport; endoplasmic reticulum to Golgi vesicle-mediated transport
Cellular component (GO): cytosol; cis-Golgi network membrane; TRAPP complex
Source: RefSeq, a predicted model, not a curated record
CGGCUAUUUAAAAAAAAAUAUAGACAUUUCCUAAUUUUAUUUAUUAUUUUCUCUUCUUCUCCAAAAAUAAUAAUAAUACUCCUUUGGUGCAGAACAUGUCUUCUAAUUCUUCAGUGAAACACUAUAAAGCUUUAGGUGAAGAAAUCUGGAAGUCUAAAGUAGAUAAAAUUAAUGCAGAAUUAUUUACUUUAACUUAUGGCUCUAUGGUCAUUCAACUUGUAAAAGAUUUUGAAGAUUACAGUGAAGUCAAUAAACAACUUGAAAAGAUGGGAUAUAAUAUUGGGCAACGAAUGAUUGAAGAUUUUUUAGCGAGAUCUGGAAUUGGUCGUUGUUCUGAAUUUAGAGAUACAGCAGAAGCAGUGUCUAAGGUUGGCUUCAAAAUGUUUCUUAAUAUUGCACCUACAGUGACUAAUUGGUCAAGCGAUAACAAAGAAUUCUCACUUAUUUUCGAGGAAAAUCCUUUGACUGAUUUUGUUGAAUUACCUGAUGAAGCAUUAGAAGGCGGAUUAUGGUACUCAAAUGUUUAUUGUGGUGUUUUACGUGGUGCACUUGAAAUGGUACAAAUGCAAGUUGAGGCAUAUUUUGUUAGUGAUACGCUUCGUGGUGAUGAUGUUACUGAAAUGCGUAUAAAGUUAGUUCGUUACUUGGAAGAAGAAAUCCCUGUUGGUGAAGAUUAAAAAAAAAAAAAGAUACCUAUUCAAUUUUUAAUUUCAUGUCAUAAAGAUUGAAUAUAAGUUUGAAUGUCUCAAUGAAGUUUUGUGCUUUAAUUAAACCAAAAUUAUUCGUAAUUUCUUUUUAUUAUUAUUAUAAAGUCAAAUAGAGUGUACAAAGAUGGUAUGCAUUUAUAAAUAUAUUCAUAUAAUUAUUGAGUCUUGUUUCCACGAAAACGCAUUCGAGGAUCAAUCAUGCCACGUUUACAUUCUGCAAAGCUCUUCUUAAUACUAUGACAUUCGCUAGGUACCUCAUCUUUAUGUUCUGGUUUAAAACAUUCUUUAACUGUGUUUCUCUUUUUUAAUACACAGUCAGAUUUUAACAUGCAUUCGAUAAGCUCUUGUCUAAUUUCUUUACAAGAUGAUGGCAUAAUGCAAGUUCAUUUAAAAAAAAAA